Messenger RNA from Eutrema salsugineum, 1143 nucleotides. Its product is annotated as aquaporin PIP1-3. Gene Ontology annotation, cellular component: vacuole; plasmodesma; plasma membrane. Bases 74 to 1009 code for a protein of 311 amino acids. Gene Ontology annotation, molecular function: water channel activity. The record is from RefSeq and is a predicted model, not a curated record. Gene Ontology annotation, biological process: transmembrane transport; response to water deprivation. NCBI's taxonomy places the organism in Eukaryota, Viridiplantae, Streptophyta, Magnoliopsida, Brassicales, Brassicaceae. The transcript has 4 exons.
UAUUAUCCAUUAAUGCAGAAAAAGAAAAGCUCGGAACUUUAACGUUUCUAGAGAGAGAGAGAGAGAGAAAGAGAUGGAGGGGAAAGAAGAGGAUGUGAGAGUGGGAGCGAACAAGUAUCCGGAGAGGCAACCGAUAGGGACAUCGGCUCAGACGGACAAGGACUACAAGGAGCCACCGCCUGCGCCACUGUUCGAGCCAGGGGAGCUGAGUUCGUGGUCGUUCUGGAGAGCAGGAAUCGCUGAGUUCAUAGCGACAUUCCUGUUUCUAUACAUCACAGUUCUGACAGUGAUGGGAGUGAAGAGAGCUCCGAACAUGUGUGCCUCUGUUGGAAUCCAAGGCAUUGCUUGGGCUUUCGGUGGCAUGAUCUUUGCCCUUGUCUACUGCACCGCUGGAAUUUCUGGUGGACACAUAAACCCGGCGGUGACAUUCGGACUGUUGUUAGCUCGGAAACUGUCACUGAGCAGAGCAGUCUUCUACAUGGUGAUGCAAUGCCUCGGAGCCAUCUGCGGCGCCGGAGUUGUCAAAGGCUUCCAGCCCAAUCCCUACCAAACCCUCGGCGGCGGAGCCAACACCGUCGCUCACGGCUACACUAAGGGCUCCGGUCUCGGCGCUGAGAUCAUCGGCACCUUCGUCCUUGUCUACACCGUCUUCUCCGCCACUGACGCCAAGAGAAGCGCUCGUGACUCCCACGUUCCGAUCUUGGCUCCGCUCCCAAUCGGAUUCGCUGUGUUCUUGGUUCACUUGGCGACGAUUCCGAUCACCGGAACUGGAAUUAACCCAGCUCGGAGUCUCGGAGCUGCAAUCAUCUACAACAAGGACCACGCUUGGGACGACCACGUGAGAGAGAUGGAUAUUCUGGGUGGGACCAUUCAUAGGUGCAGCUCUUGCGGCUCUCUACCAUCAGCUUGUCAUCAGAGCCAUUCCAUUCAAGACCCGAAGCUGAUUUCCUUCUUAGAUUCUUCGUCCCUUUCUUCUUUUUUUAAGUUCGCUACUGUUGUUGUUGCUUAAUGAAUUUUGAUAUCUGGUCAUCUUUAUUUUAUGUAUUUGGUUGGCCUCUCUAUUUGCUCUUUCUGUGUAAUUUUACUGUGGAUGAUCUCUUUUAUCUCGUUAAUGAUAAUUAUUGGUUUGGUUUACUGUGGUUU